AGUCCAGAGAGCCGUAAAGUCAUAUAUUGCAAAUCCCUCAACUAGUACGUUUGGAGGACCGUAGCACGGCCCCUUUAAGGAAACAGGAAGUGCCCAAUAUCUCCCGCGGUACAUUGCGUGAGUAAACAGAACACAUUUUAGUGUACUCGUAUUUCUGUUGAAUCAAUACUGUACGAACCCAGAAACUGUUUUGGGCAAGAAAGUAUUUUAGCCCAAUUAUAGACUAAAUAUUUUUUCUGAAACGGGUAAUCGGCGUUGCUGUCUGACGUUGACAACAAUUUGAUUUAUUCAUACGCGAUGAACUCUGGAUUAAAAUAGCUCGCUCCCUUGCAGGCUAACAAAUUUAUAAUGUCAAUCUUCCUUGCGUUGAUAAUAUUUAACUAACUAGAAUUAAAUGCCAGCUCCCUGAACAAUAAUGCUACGCCUAUUACAGCCUGCCGUUGGAUCAAACUAGGUUAAUUAUAGAUAAAGCAAGUCAACGGGGAGUUUAGUCAUUUGUAUCCCAGUCUUGUGCCAAAAAAUCCUGUGCAUUUCAAAGCGUAUGAAUGUCAGUGUGGUCACACUGCAGAGUAUUUCGGAAAAUUGACCCCAAUCCUUAUGUGAACAUAAAUGUCGUUGCCUCACAACUGAAUGGAAUGCCGCCGAGGAAACGGAAGCUCGACGCCGAAGGGCAGGACGGUAACAGUAGUGCAUCGCCCCAAACUGUGAAGACCACUGGUCCUUCAGCUGGGGACACUGCUGCGACGACCCGUUCUUCGGACACUCUUACCAGCCAAUACUUCUCCACGGAACGUGAAGGUGACGUCAGGCUCGGUGUAAAAUUCUUUGACCAACCCUGUGUCCUCCUGGCCAAAGCAUUCUUGGGUAAAGUGCUGGUCCGGAGGCAGGCCGACGGGACGGUUCUGAGGGGGAGGGUGGUGGAGACGGAGGCCUACCUGGGGGGCGAGGACCGGGCGUCGCACUCCGCCGGGGGCCGGCGCACGGGGCGGAACGCCGCCAUGUUCAUGAGGCCCGGCACCAUCUACGUGUACCAGAUCUACGGCGUCUACCUCUGCAUGAACGUGUCCAGCCGGGGGGAGGGUGCGGCGGUGCUGCUGCGCUCCCUCGAGCCCCUGCAGGGACAGGAAGUGAUGCGGCGUCUGCGAGGGGCCCGGCGAAGGGAAGGCUCGCGGCCCCUGAAGGAGAAGGAGCUGUGCAACGGGCCGUCCAAGCUGUGCCAGGCGCUGGACAUCCCCCGCCACUUCGACCGGCGGGACCUGGCCACCGACGCCGAGGUGUGGCUGGAGCGGGACGUCCCGCGGGGGGACGAGGAGGAGCCCCCCGCCGUGGUGGCGGCCCCCCGUAUCGGGAUUGAGUCCCACGGGGAGUGGGCCACCAAACCGCUGCGCUUUUACCUGAGGGGGCACCCCUGUGUGAGCGUGGUGAACAGACAGGCAGAGAAGCACAUGGCUCAGCAGCCUGGGCCUGCAGUACCACACACUCUCCACCAGGGGGAGUGGAGCACAGAAUAACGAUUAAUGAGAACUAAACUUUUUUAAAAUGAGACUUCUCUAAAAUUACUCUUUUUUUUUAGUUAACAGUUUUCCAUUUUUCUCUCUGGCUGGCACUAUGUAUUUGAGGACUCCGCCACACAAUUAGUUUUUGAAAAACACAAAAUGAAGCAUCAGGAAUAUUUUUUACUUUUAUGAAGUAAAAAGCUUUUAAUUCUUUAAAAUUGUUAAUCCAUUCUGAACCACGGUCUCGUUUCAUUUCUGUUGUACGCUAACAUUUGCUCCACGGUUUAUGCCAAAUCGUCUCCCGUUCGCCAAACUGAAAUCAUUUCUUUUCCUGUCCUGCGGUGCUGUUUAGCCACCUUUCCCAAACAGACUGUGACUAGUAAUCUAAAAUGUUGUUGCACUUUGCUGAACAAAGUGCAACAACAGUAAAGAUCACAUUUCCAAGAGCUGUACAAAGGAUUGGGCUUCAUUCAUGAAACAUGAGUACGAUCUCAUUUGAUCGUAAACUUGCGUUUAAGAACGUUUCCAAGAACAUUUCGGCAUUUCCUUAUCACACGAACAGAAUUGCACGUAAAAUUUAUUUUGAGGCAGCAUUCAUCAUCUCAUAUACCUAGGAUAUGGACAAAAUGAAUCCCAUAUUGGUUUUUCGUCUGAACAUUUUUAAGAACAAAAAUAAGAAUAAUUUAAGAAAAGUUUUGUGAAUGAGGCCCAUUGUUCUUUUCCCCUGUAAAACAACAUAAAUAAAAAUUGGAAAAUACACAUGAAUAAACAACCCUUUCUUUGGUAUAUGCAGCAGGGCACAAGCCAUUAAGUAAAUGCGCUGGUGGCCCACACUGCUCCUUAUGGGUAACAAAGUCU
Molecule: messenger RNA, 2354 nt
Organism: Anguilla anguilla (European eel)
Lineage: Eukaryota; Metazoa; Chordata; Actinopteri; Anguilliformes; Anguillidae
Gene: mpg
Product: N-methylpurine DNA glycosylase
Exons: 4
Coding region: 546-1511 (321 amino acids)
Biological process (GO): base-excision repair
Molecular function (GO): DNA binding; alkylbase DNA N-glycosylase activity
Source: RefSeq, a predicted model, not a curated record